AUGCUACAGCGGCAAAUCCUGCAACAGCACGUCAUGAGGCAGCAGCAGCAGCAGCAACAGCAGCAGCAGCAACAUCCAGCAUGCCCCAUGCACCGUGUCCCUUCUCCCCCAUCUGUAGCGCAGCAACCGCAGCAACUGCAGCAACAGCAGCUACAGCAACAGCAGCAGCUGCUACAGCAGCAACUACAGCAGCAGCAACUGCAGCAGCAGCAGUUGCAGCAGCAACAGCUGCAACAGCAGCAGCCCUGUGGCUUUCCGCCAGCUACGUUGCAGCAGCGGACGCAGCAGCCAGCAACAGCAGCAGUCCCUCCGUAUACACCGCAUCAACAGCGACAGCAGCAGCAGCAGCAACAGCAGCAAGUGCAGCAGCCGCCGCAAGCAGCAUGGUUACAACGCCAUUGCUAUAAUCAGCAGCGACAGCAGCAACAGCAGCAGCAGCUGCAGCAGCAGCAGCUGCUGCAGCAGCAACUACAGCAGCACCACAGGUGCCCUAGGCACGUGCAAGGCGUAGCCUUCCCUCCCCCCUGUAACUGCAGUGACACCCCAAGGGGUGCAGCAGCAGCAGCAGCAGCUGCUGCUGCUGCUGUUAACGCAGCAGCAGCUGCUGCAGCAGUCCGAAAAGCGGCAGCAACUGCUGCAGCAGCAAAGCAGCAAGUUGUAGGUCGUGCAGCAACUGCUCCCCUAAGCGAAGCAGAGAGGGCAGCAGCAGCAAGAGCAGCAGCAGCAGCAGCUGCUGCUGCACUUGCUGCUGCUAAUGCUCAUGCAAGGCAGAUUGCUGCAUCUAGAGAAUCCCCUGCUGCAAAGUCAGCAGCAGCAGCUGCAGCUGCAGCAGCAGCAGCAGAGACGAAGGUAUCAGAAGCAGCAGCAGCAGCAGCAGUAGCAGCACAAACAAAGGCAGCAGCAAUAGCAGCUGCAAGCGCAGCAGCAAAGGCAGCGGCAACUGCAGCAGCAGCAGCGGACGCUGCUGCAGCAGCACCAGGAGCAAAAGCACCCGCAGCGGCAACUGCAGCACCAACAGCACCAGGAGCAGCAGCACCAGCAGCAGCAGCACCAGCAGCAACAGCUGCAGCACCAGCACCAGCACCAGCAGCAGCACCACCUGCUGCACCAGCAGCUGCACCAGCAGCAACAGCUGCAGCAACAGCUGCAGCAACAGCGGCACCAGCAGCACCACCAGGAGCAGCACCAGCAGCAAUGCCAGCAGCAGCGCCAGCAGCAGUAGCAGCAGCAGCAGCAGAGGCAACAACGACAGCUGCACCAGUGUCAUCUGCAGCACAACCGCCUCCAGCAGCAGCAGCAGCAGCAGCAUCGGUGCCAGCUGCUGCUGUUGCCACUCCUGCUGCUGCUCCUUCUGCUGCUGCUGUGCAUGCACCUGCUACUGAGGCGGCUGUGGGAGAUACAACAGCAGCAGCAGCAGCAGCAGAAAAUACUGCUGCUCCUGCUGCACCGGCAGCUGACGCCGCAAAGAAAGAGGCAGCAGCAGCACCUACAGCAGCAGCAGCACCUACAGCAGCAGCAGCACCUACAGCAGCAGGAACAGCUGCAGCACCAACAGCUGCAGCAGCACCAACAACUGCAGCACCAACAGCUGCAGCAGGACCUACAGCUGCAGCAGGAUCAACAGCUGCAGAAAUACCAACAGCUGCAGCAACACCAACAGCUGCAGCAACACCAACAGCUGCAGCAACAACAGCUGCAGGACCUGCAGCAGCAGCACCAGCAACAGCUGCAGCACCAGCAGCUGCAGCAGCAGCAGCACCUUCACCACCAACAGCUGCAGCAUCAGCAGCAACACUACCAGCAGCAGCAGCAGCAGCAGCAGCAACAGCAGCAGCAGCAGCAGAUUUGAAGAAGCUGGAAGGAGAUGCAAACAUGAAGAAAUCCCCCGAAGGUAUGUCUCAUUGCCACCUCCAGGCCCCACCUGAGCAGCAGCAGCAGCAGCAGCAGCAGCAGCAGCAACUGCAGCAGCAGCAGCAAAUGACACCGAAGCAGGGAAUGCAGGAGGAGCAGCAGCAAGGACAGGCUGAUGCUGCAGCAAAUAAAAAUCAGCAGCAGGAGAGGCCGCCGCCAACAAGUGUAGUAGUCCUGCAGCAGCAACAACAGCAGCUGCUGCUGCAGCAACAGCAGCUGCAGCAGCAGCAACGGCAGCUGCAGCUGCAGCAACAGCAGCUGGAGCAGCAGCAGCAGCAGCUUUCGCCGACAUCAUCAGGGGGACAAAAGGGUCUGAAUCCGCUGCAGACCGUCGGCGUCGUGCUGCAGCAGCCGCAGCAGCAGCAGCAGCAGCAGCCGUUGCAGCAGCCGCAGCAGUUCCAGCCGCAGCCCCAGGCCCAGCCGCAGCAGCAGCCGCAGCAGCAGCAGCAGCAGCAAUUUGAGGGUCCUCGUCUUCGGCUUCGCGGCCGCAUGCUGCCUCCUGUGUCUCCUCGGGUAACGCGUGCAUGCGCUUCCCGCAACAACAACAACAACAACAACAACAGCAGCAGCAGCAGCAGCAGCAACAGCAGCAGCAGCAGCAGCAGUAGUAGUAGUAUAGGAGUGAGUACAACGGGUACAACAACAACAGCAGCAACAACAACACCAGCAGCAGCAGCAGCAGCAGCAGCAGCAGCAGCAGCAAGUGCUGCUAGUGCAUCAAGUGAGGUUAUAUCAAUGCAAGGUAGCAACAUAAUAGAUUGGUCGCUGCUGCAGCAGCAGCAGCAGCAGCAGGAGCGUCUGCUGCCGCAGACAGCAGCAGGAUGGGAUGCCCUCUUAGGUACAUCUCCUACAUGUGAGGUGUCUGUACACCUGAAGGAGGAGACAGCAGAUCAUUUGUUGCUGGAGCUGCAGCAGCAGCAGCAGCAGCAGCAUGUACAACUGCAGCAGGAUGGUGAACAUGUGCAGCAAGUCCUGCUGCUGCAGGAACCAUGUGAUCCUUGUGGUGCUCCUGUUGUUGCGCUGCUGCUAGAUCCAGAAGCAGCAGCAGCAGCAGCAGCAGAUGAGCCGCUGCAGCCUAGCGAGGUUCGUCUUAUGCGUCUUACUGUACAAGACGCAGAUGCAGCAGCAGACACGCAGCAGCAGCUGCAGCUGCUGCCACGUAGGACCCCACACACAAGGCAGCAGAGGCAGCAGCAGCAGCAACAUAAGUUGUCCUUGUACCAGCAGCAGCAGCAGCAGCAGCAGCAGCAGCAGCAGCAACUCGUAGAGCGCUCCAUAUCGAUCCCGCACUCUAUGCAGAAAGAAGAGGAAGCAGCAGCAGCAGCAGCAACUGCAGCAGCAACACCAGCAGCAACUGCAGCAGCAGCAGCUGCUGCUGAUGCGAAGACGUUGGAUAGUAAAGGAAGCAAAGAGGCAGUUGCUGCUUCGAGCCCGACAGCAGCAACGGCAGCAGCAGCAGCACCUGCGACACCAGCAGCAGCACCUGCGACACCAGCAGCAGGUGAAUCUGUUGACGCCGCUGCAGCAGCAGCAGCAGCAGCUGCUGCUGCUGCUGCUGCUGGGUCGAAGGAUGUGGAGCAACUCCUGCAUGCAGUUAAAGGUCUUGACUCAUCGGGGCUGCAGCAGCUGCUGGCGGUGGCGCAGCAGUUGCAGCAGAAGCAGCAGCAGCCGCAGCCGCAACAGCAGCAGCAGCAGCAGCAGCAGCAGCAAGCGGAGGAUGGAGUUAAGAGAAUACUACAGCCGGACGAAAGCAGCAGCAAAUGCAGCAGCAACGGCGCGAGUAGCAGCAACAGCAGCAACAGCAGCAAUAGCAGCAAUAGCAGCAACAGCAGCAAUAGCAGCAACAGCAGCCUCAGCAGCAACAGCAGCAGCAAGCAGGCAGCAAAUUCUGUCGUAAGAAACGUCACAUCAUUUGUGAAGGAAGAGACACUUACGGACAGAUACAGCAGCAGCAGCAGCAGCAGCAGCAGCAGAAGCAGCAGCAGCAGCAGCAGCAGCAGGGGUAUGUAUUAUUUUGCUCCUGCAUGCGGCCGUCCGUUAACAGAGCGUUUGCUGUCUGGGGAGUUUGAGUCAACUGCUGCUCCUGCUGCUGCUCCUGCUGGACCUGCUGCUGCUGCUGCUGCUGCUGCUGCUGCUGCAGGAGCAGCAGGAGGAGGAAAUGGCAGUAGUAUAUUGGAGGAUGAUGAAGAAGAGCAGCAGAUGUUAUUACAACAUCAGCAGCAGCAGCAGCAACGUAAACGUCAGCAGCAACAGCAGCAGCAGCAGCAGCAGCAGCACGGGGAUCGUCGUCUCCUGCAUGAGAUGCUAAGGGGAGUAGGGGGGAGAUAUAGCGAUCUAGAUAUACCCCUGCCUUGCUUCUUGCUGCAGCGAGCAAGCAGGGAGGCGCAUGCAGCAGCAGCAGCAAUGUGGGGUCAUAUAUUAGGGGAUAAUAGCAGCAGCAGCAGCAGCAGCAAUAGUUGGACUGGUCUAUGUCCGCAGCAACAACAAAGAAGAAAAAGAAGAAUUCUUACAGCAAAUGCAUGCAAAGAUGCAACAUCUCCUCCUCGUACACAACAGCAGCAGCAGCAACAGCAGCAGCAGCAAUUAAUGCAACAACAACAACAGCAGCAGCAGCAGCAGCAGCAUAUGCUGCUACCGCAUGAAUCUGGUGGUACGUCGGGUGCUGUUACUCCCGCAGGUGCAGCAGCAGCAUCAUUACCCGGCAGCACUAGUAGCAGCAGCAGCAGCAGCAGCAGCAGCAGCAGGUCCCGUCCCCGUGGGGGAGCAGCAUCAACAGCAGCAACAGCAGGAGCAGGAGCAGGAGCAUCAGGAGGAGAUCCUCUGCAAGUCAGCAAACGUUCCUUAGGUGGAUCUACUGGAUCCCGUAACAACAACAGCAGCAGCAGCAGCAGCAGCAGCAGCAACAGCAGCAGCAGCAACAGCAGCAACACAACGAAUAUGAACAGUAGCAGCACCGUAACAACAGCAUCAGCAGCAGGAUUAUUAACAGGAGGAAUAGGAGCAGCAAUUGCAUGCAAAUGCAGCAAUAAUUGUAAUAUAAUAUACUAUAAGAUAGAUUCAUCAAUAAAAGGAGUAAUAGGAGGAACAUAUGAGGAAAAAAAAAGUUUUAUUGGAUCGCAGUUCUUUGCUGCUGAGGAAUUAAACUUUCCUUCCCCUUUGCUGCUGCGUAUAGCUAAUGCAGAGUUUAGGUUCUUAUUGCGGUGGGGUAGGAGCAGCAGCAGCAGCAGCAGCAGCAACAGCAGCAGCAGUAGUAGUAGUAGUAGCAGCAGCAGCAGCAGUAAUAAUAUUAGCAGCAGCGGUGUUGCUUAUUUUAGUGGUAGUAGUAGUGCUACUGUACAUAAUUUAGGUCUUGCUGCUGCUGCUGCAGCAGCAGCAGCAGCAGGAUUACCACCUGGAUAUACACCCCAACCUCCUGCUGCUGCUGCUGCUGUUGACUACUUUGCUGCAUUUAAGAAAUCUAUUCGUCAAUUUAAGGUUCUUUUUCCUCCUCUUGUUAAGACAAGACAACAAGAAAUUAAUUAUAAAAGAGUUGCUGCAGCAGGAGCAGCAGCAGCAGCAACAGCAGCAGCAAAACCAUGUGGCAGCAGCAGUCUUGCGGAUAGUAUCCUUAAUGCAGAGCCCAAGAAAGAAGCAGCAGGUACUCCGUCUGCUGCUGCUGCUGCUGCUGGUGCUGCUGCUGACGGCCCUGAGGGGAAGUCAGGUGUAUUAGGAGCAGCAGGAGGUGCUGCUGCUGCUGCAGCACAUGUUAAGCAGCAACAGCAGCAGGGGCAUGAUGGAGCCAAGCGAGAAGGAGAAGGCAUUAAAACCACCACCAGCAGCAGCAGCAGCAGCAGCAGCAGCAGCAGCAGCAGCGGAGGAGAGACAACACGUUUGCGUCUUAAAUGUUUUGGUGCUGCUGCACUAGCAGCAACUUCUCCUCCUUCCCAAUCCCCUGCAGCAGCUCAGCAGCAGCAGCAGCAGCAGCAGCAGCAGCAGCAGAAUGUAUUGCGACCUAAACAAGAGAACUGUACACAUAGUGAUGAGGAACUAGACACCGAGCAGCAGCAGCAGCAGCAGCAGCAGCAAAAGCGGCGUCGUUUAUGUCGUCGUCGUAUAGCGGAUCCAGGAGAUGACAUUGCAUUUGCUGCUGCUGCUGCUGCAGCAGAAGAAGCAGCAGCAGCAGUUGCUGCUGCUGCUUCUGGUACAUCAGGAGGACCAGGUAGUAGUAAUACAUCAUCCGGUGCAGCAAAAGGAGGAGGAGCAGCAGGAACAGCAACAGCAACAGCAACAGCAGCAGGAGAAGGAGGAGGACCUUUGCUGCUACCUAGAGAAGCAUUCCUUCAUUUAGGUAGUCCUGCUGCUGCUGCUGCUGCUGCUGCAUUCCCUCGUUAUGUAUGCGGAGGUAUAGAUAGGGAAACACUAAUAAGAAAGAAAAGAUUCAGGGUUCCUGUUUGUAGAGGUGCAGCAGCAGCAGCAGCAUUCUAUUCUGCUGCUGCCCGUAAUAACAGCAGCAGCAACAGCAACAGCAACAGCAGCAGCAACAGCAACAGCAGCUCGAAUACAACAGCAGCAGCUGCUGCUGCAAGAGGACAGCAACAGCAGCAGAAACAGCAACAGAUCCCUGAUGGUAUACCAACAAGUCCUUCGCAGCAGCAGCAACAGCAGCAGCAACAUAAUCAAUCCCCCAGCACACCUACUAUAACAACCCCACCCCGUAACACAACAACAACAACCACCAACACCAACAACAACAACAGCAGCAGCAACAGCAGCAGCAGCAGCAGCAGCACGUCUCGACCAUCAUCAUCAUCAUCAUCAUCAUCAUCAUCAUCAACAACAACCAACCCGACCAAAACAACCACAACAACCACCAACCCCACCACAACAACAACAACUACCAUCAGCAACAGCAACAGCAGCAGCAGCAGCAGCAGCAGCAGCGGCAGCAGCAGCAGCAGCAGCAGCAAUAAUAAUAAUCGAUUGAAGGUACAAGUUGCAUUUGCUGCUGAUGAUUCUGGUGGGGUUGCUUGGUGGGACGGAGAGGUGUUUGCUGCACCGCCGCAGCAGCAACAGCAGCAACAGCAGCAACAGCAGCUUGUUGUUGACUAUUGGGUUGAUGAAAAUACACAACAGCGUGCUACUGUUCAGGUUCGUGACUUUGUUCCUCCUAAUGUACCAAUAACAGAGCCACGCGCUGGAUGUUGGCGUCUGCAGCCAACUCCCCUCUAUCCAAGGAAGCCAAGAGGGGACGUAGACAGUAGCAGCAACAGCAGCAGCAGCAGCAGCAGCAGCAGCAGCAGUAGCAGUAGCAGUAGCAGUAGCAGCAGCAGCAGCAGCAGUAGCGGUAGGAGUGGUUUCUCAGUACUGCAUGGAUCAUCAGAUAAUCCUCAACAUUAUGCAUUACAGCAACAACAUAAACAAGAGCAGCAACUGCAGCAGCAACUGCAGCAGCAACUACAACAGCAGCAACAGCAGCAAGGUGCACGUCAUACAGAUGUAUGGCCAGGUGCUGUUGUUGCUGUUGCAUGCGACAGCAGCAGCAGCAGCAAAUUAAAAAUGCAAGAUGCUGUUGUAUUAGAUGUAUUAACUUCUCCUCCUUGUAGUGUAUAUGCAGCACCAUAUAAACCUCCCCACCGCAGCAGCAGCAGCAGCAGCAGCAGCAGCAGCAGCAGCAGCAGCAGCAGCAGCAGCAGCAGCAGCAGUAGUAGUAGUAGUAACCCAACGAAUAUACCAUCUACAGAGAUGGGGAAAACGGGAAUAAACUCUACUAACAAUAAUAACAGCAGCAAUAGUAGCAGCAGCAGCAGCAGCAGCAGCAAUAAGCAACAACAACAGCAACAAAUAUCAUUAAAUGUAUUACAAGGAAGAAGACAAUUAGAUGGUAUAUGUAUAGUAGCAGCCACAUCUAUUGCUGCAGCAGCAGCAGCAGCAGCAGCAGCAGCAGAUGCAGCAGAUGCAGCAGCAGCAGCAGCAGAUGCAGCAGCAACAGGUUAUCAUGCAACAUCCACAACUACUGCAACAACUUUGGGUAUGGGCAGUGCCUAG
This is a messenger RNA of Eimeria maxima, 7935 nucleotides long. RefSeq lists its product as hypothetical. Bases 1 to 7935 code for a protein of 2644 amino acids. The record is from RefSeq and is a predicted model, not a curated record. The transcript has 6 exons. Lineage: Eukaryota; Apicomplexa; Conoidasida; Eucoccidiorida; Eimeriidae.